UAGCCUUUUUUUUUCUAUUUAAUUCGAAGAUACACCAUCUACGCACUACUUAGAAGCAAUCGUUAAGUGAAUACAAACGCUAUGGUUAUUGAAUCGGCCAUGAAGCAUUUGUUCCUAGCAAUUACUGUGAUUAUUGCAGCGCAUUACUGCAGUUCACUAGGAGUGGAUGGUGGAGAUACCCUUUCCUUAGGGGCUUCGCUCACUGGAAAUCAGAAAUUAAUUUCGAAAAAUGGCACGUUUGCAUUGGGAUUUUUCAGCCCGAGAGCAACGGAAAACUGGUAUAUUGGCAUCUGGCAUGCACCAAUAUCUCAAAACGUCAUUGUUUGGGUGGCUAACAGAGAAAAUCCUGUCAGAAACAAGCCUGGCAUUCUAAAAUUUUCGAGAGACGGUCAGCUCAGAUUGUUUGAUAAGAAGGGCCGGUCUGUUUGGUCGACUGAUACUGACCAGAAAGGAUCACGAGCUGUGAUAACGGACUCUGGCAAUUUCAUUAUGCUAGAAACCCACAACAACUCUGCGGUUGUUUGGGAGAGUUUCAAGCAUCCGACAGAUACAUGGUUGCCUGGCAUGGAGAUGUGGAAAGGCAUGAAGCUGACAUCUUGGAAGAGUUCUUCAGAUCCUGCAACUGGGCUCUUCUCUUACGGUAUGGACAUGUCUCCAGGAAAGACACAGAUGAUGCUGUUCUAUAACAACACGGUUCCGUGCCUGUCCAGUGGAGAAUGGAUUGGGGGUUAUUUUGUUAAGGAACCCCAAAUGGAAGGUUCUAAGAAACUUCAAACGUCCUGUGUGAGGCUUUCUCCUUCAAGAAUAUACAUUAAAUAUGUUAUAAACCAGAUAGAUCAUAUCCUCACGGGGCGAAUCCUGGUAAGUGAGAAUGGCAGAUUUCAAAUUUACUUCUUGAUGGAUGAUGGUAGAUGGAGUGUGAGAUGGUCGACAUACCAAGGUCAAUGCAAUGACUAUGAAAUCUGCGGGGCCUAUGGACUUUGCAAUUUGAAUGAUGUGUGCAGUUGUGUCCAGGGAUUCACGCCCAAGAACGGCUCAAAGAGUUGGUGGUCAAGUGGGUGUGCUCGGCAAAGACCCCUGCAUUGCUCUGUCACAGAAGGCACAACCGACGGCUUCUCGGAAGCAAAGGACCAAUACUUGUCUGAAAAAGAAGCUGUCUUAUACAACGAGGAAACUCAGGACAGCUGCCGGACUUCCUGUCUCAACAAUUGCUCCUGCACAGCCUUUGCUUUCGCUAUUUCUGAUCCACCCGUCUGUAGAUUGUGGUUUGGCGAUUUAUUCGGAAUGAGCGUUUCUUCUGAGAGCAAAUCCGUCUUCGUCAGGAUGGCUGCUUCUGAGUUGCCGCAGUUGAAAUCAGAGAAAACCAGCAAAACCCCUAAAGUUACCAUUUCACUUUCUGCCGCCGCAUCCCUUCUUGCUGUUGCGGGUCUCAUGUCGGCCGUAUUAUUUCUGUGGAAACGUCAAAGAAUGUGGAAGAAAGACGUGGAAGAGGAGGUGCCAAUGUCGCUUAAAAAGUUCAGUUACAAAGAGCUGCGAAUUGCUACGGAGAAUUUCAAGCAUAAGCUGGGUAGCGGAGCUUUCGGCUCUGUGUUCAAAGGAACUCUGCCAGACAACACGCCUGUUGCGGUUAAAAGAUUAGAGGGUUCCUCGCAUGCAGAUAAACAAUUCCGUGCUGAAAUAAUCACCACUGGCAGAAUACAGCACGUGAAUUUGAUCAGGCUGUGGGGAUUCUGCGUAGAAGGCUCUCGAAGGCUUCUAGUGUAUGCCUACAUGGCCAAUGGCUCUCUAAAUUCCUUCCUCUUCUCUGAGUCGGGAGACUCAGACAAGGUGUUGGAUUGGAAGACCCGAUUCGACAUCGCUGUGGGCACUGCACGAGGAUUAGUUUAUCUGCAUGAGGAAUGCAGGGAUCGCAUCAUUCACUGCGAUAUCAAGCCUGAAAACAUUCUCCUGGACUGCGACUUCAACCCAAAAGUGGCAGAUUUUGGGCUAGCGAAGCUGGUUGGUAGAGAUUUCAGCCGCGUACUGACGACCACAAGAGGAACUCGUGGGUACUUGGCUCCUGAGUGGAUCUCCGGGCUUCCAAUCACUCCCAAGGCAGACGUAUACAGUUUCGGUAUGAUGUUGCUCGAGAUUAUAUCGGGUCGUAGAAAUCUGGACUUGAAAGUUGAGGAGAGCAGGUUGUAUUUUCCUACCUGGGCUUCAUCUCAAAUUCAGAGUGGAAACAUAAUAGAGCUUGUGGACGCAAAAAUAGCAAGUGAAGCGGAUAUCAGAGAGGUGAGAAGAGCCGCUGUGGUGGGUGGGCUGUGCAUUCAAGACGAUGAGGAUGAGAGGCCGACCAUGAGUGAAGUGGUGAAGAUAUUGGAAGGCACAAUGGAGUCUCCUGUGCCACAAACUCCGAGGUCUCUAAUGGUCCUAGUGGGUCAGCUUGACGACAACGACAAUGGUAGCUGCGACAAACUUCAUACCAUAUCAAGUGGGUCCGUACCCGCAAAAUAGUUACUUCUUGUCAUGUUUGCUAAUUAAUAGGAACCCGAGUGCUCUGUAGAGUAUGGUUUAAAUGGGUCCGUAUAAAUGAAGGUAAAAAAAAAAAUGUGUCUAAGCUUUUGUUUGAAUUGUGAAUAUUUCUU
Molecule: messenger RNA, 2627 nt
Organism: Cryptomeria japonica (Japanese cedar)
Lineage: Eukaryota; Viridiplantae; Streptophyta; Pinopsida; Cupressales; Cupressaceae
Product: G-type lectin S-receptor-like serine/threonine-protein kinase At2g19130
Exons: 1
Coding region: 82-2496 (804 amino acids)
Biological process (GO): protein phosphorylation; recognition of pollen
Molecular function (GO): ATP binding; protein serine/threonine kinase activity
Source: RefSeq, a predicted model, not a curated record